Messenger RNA from Tetrapisispora phaffii CBS 4417, 1572 nucleotides. RefSeq lists its product as uncharacterized. Lineage: Eukaryota; Fungi; Ascomycota; Saccharomycetes; Saccharomycetales; Saccharomycetaceae. Bases 1 to 1572 code for a protein of 523 amino acids. The record is from RefSeq and is a predicted model, not a curated record. The transcript has a single exon.
AUGGACCAAGACUUUGAGCAAGUUACACAUAACAGCGAUUUUCUUUCAAUUUUAUCAGAUUAUGACAGCGACGUACAAUCAUAUAUAUCUACAAAUGAUAUUUACAGAAAAGAGUCCGCAGAAGAAAAUAAUAAGGAAAGCCCUUCUUCCUCUAAAUCAUUCUUUAUUGAAAACUUUCCAGAGAAUGUGAAUGACAGUUCUGCUAACUCUCUCCAACAAACUCCAAGAAAAUUCGGAGUUUACAUAAAUGAAUCAGCAUUUGCUUCAAUGAACAAAACCUCUAAAAGGCGUAUGCAAAAAACGAUCUCAAAAAAUAACUCAUCAACUACAUCGAUUAAUAAUUUAAUCAAUGAUAACAUUGAAAAACCGUUCCAUUAUAACUCCGAAAAUGGUAGUAGUUUAAAUACUAUCUCAACAAAAAUGUUACUGAGUAACCAAGAUGUAAAAUUAAACCAACAAAAACCUGUCGCAUCUAUAAAUAUCUACCCUGAAAAUAUUGAAUCGCCAGAUAGAGUUACUUCUUCUUUAUAUUCACCUCUUCAUGGAAACCACAAUUCUCUAAGUCAAGUUAAAGAAUCAUUACCUUUUUUUGUUGAACCUAGAGAAAUAUACAGUAGUGCACAAGCGUCAUUGGCGCAUUCUUGUGCAACAACAAAUUCUUCAAAUUAUUAUAAUGAUACAAUUCCUGCCAUUGAUCAAGCACAACAAAUUAGAAAGAGUAAUGUUGCCAAAACUCCAGUUUUAAGUAUCUCAAAAUCUAAAUUCAGUCCAAUAAAAUAUAAUUUGAAGAAAGUGUCUAAGACAGAAAGUAUUAAAAAAAAAGGAUCUUCUCUGUUUUCCAGCUCAAAAAAUAAAUUAGAACAAUCAAGUUCAAGGCCAUCUCUGACUUCUCCUCAACCUAAAUCAUUAUUAAAAAAUCAUCUGUCCUUUGCCAACGAUAAAAUCGAGGGCGCUAAUGAUGGAUCACUACCAAAUGGUAAUAAAAAUGCUGUUCAAUCAUCUUAUCCUCCAAGUCUUCCUGAUCUGUCUUAUGGAAAUGAAUUCGCAGAAUCACAAAUUGAUCUGACUCUUGACACGUUACAAAAUUUUAGAAGCAAAACUUAUAGGAGAUACAACAUCGAUGUAGAAGCAAUGGGAAAUUUAUUUCAAGAAGAGAAUGAAUACAAUAGCAUCACUGGGUCAUAUGAUGGAAUAAAUGAUGAUGUAUUUGAACAUAUACCUAUUCAACAUAUCGACUCCAAUUCAAUUUAUAAUUUUGAUUCUGAAAUUUCUGGAUAUCUACAAAUAUACAGCAUUUGGAGAAUUCUCUUAGUAGUCAGUGGCUGUAUAUUGGUUCUACCUCUUUUCUUCAUAAUUGGAGUUGGUAAGAAAGAAAAGAAAAUCAUUUCAGAUUACAAAUUAAUGAAGAUGGUUCUAAAUAAGAAUCACAGAAUUGGAUUAAUGAAGGGAUUCCAUUGGGAACUGGACCUUCAAUGGCUACGAACUACUUUCUUGAUCCUCGGCGUUAUAGAAACGAUUGCAAUUAUGGCAUGCAUUGCUGUUGGAUUCAGCGUAGGAAUUACCAGUGAAUAA